UUGCGUUCGUCGGUGUGUACGCUACUGGACCAUAUACUGGUUCGGAUCGUAUCAAAAUCAAUCCUUUCUCGUCCACACACUCAUGAAUCAUCGCUCACUCAAACAGCCUUGCCUCCUCCUGUUGAGUUGACCCGAUCCCAUCCGGUGUUAUCCAUCCCUUCCCUGAUCCCCCAUCCAUCGCCGCCGCCGCCGCCGCCGUGGAGACGAUGACGACGACGAAGAAGAAGCUCGUCAUCGACACCGACCCGGGAAUCGAUGACGCCAUGGCCAUCUUCGUGGCGCUGAGGUCGCCGGAGGUGGAGCUGCUGGGCCUCACCACCAUCUUCGGCAACGUCUACACCACCCUCGCCACCCGCAACGCCCUCCACCUGCUGGAGGCUGUUGGGAGGACUGACAUCCCCGUGGCAGAGGGAUCCCAUGUAACAAUCAAGAAAGCCACCAAGCUACGGAUUGCGAGCUUUGUUCAUGGCUCGGAUGGUCUAGGAAAUCAGAACUUUCCUCCGCCAACUGGGAAGCCCUUAGAUCAAUCGGCCGCCGCGUUUCUUGUCGAGCAGGCAAAUCUGUACCCUGGACAAGUUACUGUGGUUGCCCUUGGUCCACUUACCAACCUAGCUUUGGCUAUAGAACUUGAUCCUUCUUUCCCGAAGAAGAUUGGGCAGAUUGUGAUCCUUGGUGGUGCGUAUUCAGUUAAUGGAAAUGUCAACCCUGCAGCUGAGGCAAAUAUAUUUGGUGACCCUGAUGCAGCUGAUAUAGUUUUCACCUCCGGUGCUGAUAUUUUGGCUGUGGGAAUAAAUAUUACACACCAAGUAGUUCUUUCUGAUGCUGACCGGGAAAAGCUUGAACAGUCUGAUAGCAAAUAUGCCCGAUACUUGAGCAAGAUCCUGGGUCUUUAUUAUGAUUACCACAAGGACGCCUACUUCAUAAAAGGAGUGUAUCUUCACGAUCCAGCAACACUUAUUGCUGCGGUAGAUCCGUCACUGAUGACUUACACGGAAGGUGUAGUGAGGGUGCAGACUGAUGGCAUCACAAAGGGUCUCACAGUUUUCGACACAACCAAGAAAAGGUAUGGGGAGAUAACUGCGUGGACCGGUAAGCCAACCGUGAAGGUUGCUGUGACCGUUGAUGCUCCUGCCGUUGUGGAGAUGAUCAUGCAGAGGCUUACGACGGAUGAUUAGCAGCAGCAGCAGCAGCAGCAGCAAGCAAGCAGCCAAGGGAAAAACGCUGCCUUUGUCUUGUUGAACCUGUCGGAUCUUAUAAAGAAUAGACAAUGCUGUAUAUCCUAAAUUCUGAAGAAUUUGCUUUACAUGAUUCGUCGUCGAGGUUGAUCAACAUCACACAGAACUAGCUAGAAACAGCCUGAUGCACUGAUUCAGAGGUUGACAAUCCAUUUCAAUUUUAUGGCCAGAAUUCAUACUACAAAGAGUAAAUUUCAGAAA
Messenger RNA from Oryza sativa Japonica Group (Japanese rice), 1436 nucleotides. RefSeq names its product probable uridine nucleosidase 2. Gene Ontology annotation, cellular component: cytosol. Gene Ontology annotation, molecular function: purine nucleosidase activity. Lineage: Eukaryota; Viridiplantae; Streptophyta; Magnoliopsida; Poales; Poaceae. The record is from RefSeq and is a predicted model, not a curated record. Gene Ontology annotation, biological process: purine nucleoside catabolic process.